Molecule: messenger RNA, 1346 nt
Organism: Wyeomyia smithii (pitcher-plant mosquito)
Lineage: Eukaryota; Metazoa; Arthropoda; Insecta; Diptera; Culicidae
Gene: Tmem43
Product: transmembrane protein 43 homolog
Exons: 4
Coding region: 143-1270 (375 amino acids)
Biological process (GO): nuclear membrane organization
Cellular component (GO): nuclear inner membrane
Source: RefSeq, a predicted model, not a curated record
UUGACAUAACAAAAAUAUGAUGUUGGUUGUAGAAAUUUGUUCGUUAUUCAGUCAGCAGAAUAAGGCCUGCGUAACACAAUAUAUACAACUGUUAUGGUGCAUUACGGUAUAGAAAACUUUUAGUGUAAUCAUCCGUUGGAAAAUGAACCUAUUUGAAGCACUGAAAUCCUGCUGGUUGGCAAUGUUAUUGGGGUCGAUUUUGCUAACUGCCGGUACAUGCGUAUUAUUCUGGAAUGAGGCUCGGGCAAUAAGUAUUGCACUCUCGCUGGAGGAAGCAUUCAAUGAUGCGAUUACGGCGAGCGCCGAUCGUCCCUAUGACAGAUUGUACGAGGGAAAACUUAUCCACCUGAGUGGCUGGAUAACUACCGGUGAACCACUAACUGAACCGGACUAUAACAUUCAAGUGCAAGCCGUGAAACUGCGACGUCGCGUUCAAAUGUACCAAUGGAUUGAAGAAUAUGUGGAAAGUCGAUUUGGCGAAUCCGAUACAACUUUCCAAGCCGAUGAUCGAACCUACUAUUAUACGUUGGACUGGCGUGAUGAAUUGAUAGACUCACGUAGCUUCUACAUUCGAAGUGGUCAUCACAAUCCUAGUACCUUUCCGAUGGACACAAAAACAUUCGUGUCGGAGCGUGUUCACAUUGGUCAAUAUGAAUUGGGUGCCGAGCUUAAGGAGCGGUUCAAUAACUUUAUCGAAGUCACCUCCGAUACACGCCCCGAAGAUCCUUCAGUUAAACUGCAUGCCGGGCUGUACUACCAUUGCAACGAUAUUUGGAAUCCUGAAGUCGGCGAUAUCCGACUACAGUUUUCCUAUGCCGGAUUGGAAGGAUCAGCUUACACGGUUGUCGGCAUGUUAGAUAAUGGCAAAAUAGUCCCGUAUCAGUCAUCCCAUUCGAGAAAAGUUUUGCUGAUAUACCCAGGCGAACUAUCUAUGCAGGAUAUCAUCAAGCUCGAGCACAAGUCGAAGCAAAUUACCAUUUGGAGCUGGCGUUUGAUCGGUUGGAUGCUGCUGUUUUUCUCGGCCACUUGUUCAGCUUCCAUACUGGAAUACAUUACGGCCCAGAGUGUGACACUGCGGAAGUUCGUACCCAACCCAAACUUUCCGGUUUCAACUAACUUGACAGUUUCGUUCUCGUUGGCCCUGGCGAUUGCUUCGACAGCCUGGAUCUUGCAUCGUCCCGUGCUUGGUAGUGGUAUCUUUCUGGCCGCAGUUACACCGUUCCUUUAUCGCGCACGAAGACUUUUUAGUAACUUUCAGCGGAUGGACUGAAAACAGGCUCAAUUCAGUGAUAUUCUCUUUUUAUGUGUCAAUCUAGUCGCAGUUUUUGAAAUAAAUGAUUUUUUUU